AAUAUAGAGUUGCUUAAAAUAAAAAUAUUUUGACCUAAUUCCUAAUUUCCAUUUUAAAUACUUGUCCUUCAUACAAAUUCAAAUCAUUAAUUAUUGUUUAACAUAAAACUUAGUAUCCUGAAAAGUAAAUAGUCUCGAAUAGUGCUUCCUCACAUUAAUAAAUAUGGUAGAUUGUGAAAGAGCUGAAGCAUUAAAUUUACAACAUGAAUUUGAAUGGGUUUUAAAUCAGGAAAUACACAAAGGAUUGGAUCAAGUACAUCAGAUAUUAGUUGAAUGUGCUAGGCGUUUUCCUGUGCAAUUAUAUGGUCAUGAUAAUUCAAGUAAGCAAGAGAAAUUUGUUUUAUCCGUUCCCUCUGAUCAGUUAAAAUGUCUGGUCACACUCACUGGAGACAGUAUUACACACGCUGACAUUAACUUCAAAGUUACUAAACAAACUAAUAAUCCAGUGAUGGUUCACACAGCAAUACAUAAUGAUCACCCCUGGAAAUUACAACAAGUUCAAGAUGCUGCAAAUCAUUUACAACAAGCUAUAUAUCAUAUUGAUGAUGUUGGGAAGAAUUAUAAAUUCAAAUCAUCUGAUGAAGUUUUACAUAUUCUAGGAAAUAUAUUGGGUAGCUUACAAAGAGGCCGUACUAGUUUAAUUGUUCCAAAAAAAAAAGCUAUUGAUGAACUAAUGAAUAGCAGGAAUAUGAAAGCUUUGUCUCCAAAUAUUCCAGAGGAUACUGCAAUAUCUUUUUAUAUUCAAAGUCAUAAAUUAAUAUUUGCUACUUAUCAACUAACUAAUAUACAUGGAAAUAUAAGUUAUGAUUCAAGUCAUGCUGAAUACCCUGUACCUUGGUUGAAUGAAGUUCUUGUAUUGUUUACAGUUGGAUUGCAACUCUGUCAACAGUUGAAGGAUAAGAUCUGUGUUUUUUCCCAAUAUAAAGAUUUUACUGUUGGUUCAAGGCCACCAAGUCCAGGUCCAGGAAUUUAAAUAGUCAAUAGUGAGCACAGUGAUGUCAAUUUAAGAAUCUUAUAAGUAUUCACACUACUUAAUAUUCAAUGUUCUCAAAGUCUUAUCGAGGAGUUGGCUUCAAUAAGUGAUAGGAUAUAAAGUAUUAUAUUUAUUUUCAUACUUGAAUGUAUGUAAUUAUGACAUUUAUUGUAUCUAUUUAUUAGAGAUUAGAAAGUUUUCUCGUAUGUUAUAAAUAUUUUGUGUUGUUGAAGUUGAAUUUUUUCAAUUAGAAUUAAUAAUCAAAACAUAAAAUAUUUUAGAA
Harmonia axyridis is the source of this 1256-nucleotide messenger RNA. RefSeq names its product protein rogdi (gene rogdi). Lineage: Eukaryota; Metazoa; Arthropoda; Insecta; Coleoptera; Coccinellidae. Gene Ontology annotation, cellular component: RAVE complex. The coding region runs from base 164 to 973 and encodes 269 amino acids. The record is from RefSeq and is a predicted model, not a curated record. The transcript has 7 exons.